UGCCACCCGUGAUUCGUGUCUACCCUGAGACGCAGGCGCAGGAGCCUGGCGUGUCGGCGAGCCUCAGAUGUCACGCCGAAGGCAUCCCUAAUCCCCGAAUUACCUGGCUAAAGAACGGCAUUGAUAUCAUGCCAAAACUAUCCAAACAACUAACGCUCCUAGCAAAUGGGAGUGAACUUCAUAUCAGUAGCGUUCGGUAUGAAGACACGGGUGCCUACACCUGCAUCGCUAAAAAUGAAGUGGGAGUGGAUGAGGACAUAUCUUCGCUUUUCAUAGAAGAUUCAGCAAGAAAGACCCUUGCAAACAUACUGUGGCGAGAGGAAGGCCUGAGUGUUGGAAAUAUGUUCUAUGUCUUUUCUGAUGAUGGGAUCACGGUACUUCAGCCAAACGAAUGUGAAAUCCGGAGACACAUCAGGCCCGAAGAGAGGAUUUUCACAACUUACGAAGAGAUCUGUCCUAGAGUGGAAGGUGAAGACACUCAGUCUUGCCUCUGGGCUUCAGCGGUCAAUGUCAGAGACAAGUACAUUUACGUGACACAGCCUAAGCAGAACAGAGUAAUGAUAAUUGAUAUCCAGACUCAGAAAGCCGUGCAGUCCUUAGAUGUUGACCCAUUGCCAACCAAAUUGCAUUAUGACAAGUCCCACGACCAAGUGUGGGUGCUCAGCUGGGGUGACAUGUGGAGGUCCUCACCAACACUGCAGGUAAUACCAGAGGCGAGUGCAGGCGAGGAUCAGCGUGUCAUCCGCACACCGUUUGAAGGAGUGGAGGAUUUUUUUAUACCACCUACAAAUCUUAUUAUUAAUCACGUUAGGUUCGGCUUCAUCUUUAACAAAUCGAAAUCCGCAGUUCACAAAAUUGACCUGGAAACUGUGACCCACAUCAAGACUAUCAGCUUCAAAAACCAUAGCUGCCUACCACAGACCAUGGCUUACACCCACCUGGGCGGUUACUUCUUUGUCCAGUGCAGGAGGAACAGGUCGGUGGCUGCGCCGCCGCAGCUCGUUAUUGACAGCGUUACCGACGCCGUCGUCGGCCCCAACAGCGACGUGUCGGGCACACCUUACAUCUCACCGGAUGGACGCUACUUGGUCAGUGCAGAUGAAGACAGUGGCAGGAUCAAAGUCCAGGCUCUGACUGUUCGAGGGGAAAUCAAGUUGAUUUAUGACUUACAAACCAACCUACGCGUAUCUGAUCUGACAUUUCAGCCCUCUUUCACCGAAGGCAAUCAGUACUAUAUAUAUGCUACUUCACAUUUGCAAACAGAUGUGCUUUUUGUAGAGCUGUCAACGGGGAAAAUGAAUGUACUGAAGAAUUUAAAGGACCCUAUCACAUCCAAAGACUGGCCCUGGAGCAGCUACAACAGAAUUAUGAAAGACAGUGGAUUAUUUGGACAGUAUCUCAUUACACCAGCUAAAGAUUCAUUGUUUGUUAUAAAUGGGAGGCAGAACACGUUACGCUGUGAGGUGUCAGGUAUAAGGAGGGGUAACACAGUGGUCUGGGUUGGAGAGGUAUGAAAGGGCAAUAGCAGUAGAGCCUUUGGCAGGCGAGUACCGGUUGGACCUUUACGCUGCAACAAAUGAGCAGUAGCAUUGUAUAUUUUUACACUGGAGAAAAAAAAAA
Messenger RNA from Tauraco erythrolophus (red-crested turaco), 1620 nucleotides. The record is from RefSeq and is a predicted model, not a curated record. Lineage: Eukaryota; Metazoa; Chordata; Aves; Musophagiformes; Musophagidae.